AUGCGCUUCACUUCCCUGUCCAUCAUCGUGGCGGCCGAUGCCAUCUUGGCAUCGCCCGUCGAGCGCGCUGCCAAGCCCGCGACCCUGCCGUUGAAGCAUGUCAUCAAUGUCAGCUCCGCGAGUAGCCUGAUCCAGCGCGGCCAGGCCCGCCUCAACCACAUCAACGGCGGCGACGCCGCCAAGACUACCGUCGGCCACGUCGACGCCUCCUCUGGCCCCGCCGAGAACGACGACGUCAGCUACAUUGCCUCCGUCGCCAUCGGCAACGCCAACUGGAACCUGAUUGUCGACACCGGGUCCUCCAACACCUGGACCGGCGCCCAGAGCUCCUACGUCCCCCACUCCACCGGCAACGCCACCGGCGGCUCCGUCUCCGUCAGCUACGGCUCCGGCCAGUUCUCCGGCAAGGAGUACGUCGACAAGGUCAGCUUCGGCGGGCUCACCGUCGCCUCGCAGUCCAUCGGCUCCGCCACCAGCGCCUCCGGCUUCAACGGCGUCGACGGCAUCUUCGGCCUCGGCCCCGUCGGCCUCACCAAGAACACCGUCUCCAACGCCGCCACCGUGCCCACCUUCCUCGACAACCUCUACGCCCAGGGCUCCAUCCCCACCGAGGUCCUCGGCGUCUACUUCAGCCCCGAAGCCGGCUCCGACACCAGCGACAACAACGGCGAGCUCACCCUCGGCGGCGUGGACAGCUCCAAGUACACGGGCGCGCUCACCUACGUGCCGACGCUCAAGUCGGGCGCGGCCGCGCCGUACUGGGGCGUCAGCAUCGCGAGCUUCGCGUACGGCUCGACGACGCUCGCGUCCGGCGCCACCGGCAUCGUCGACACCGGCACCACGCUCAUCUACAUCCCGUCCGCCGCGUACUCCAAGUUCCUGAGCGCAUCCGGCGGCAAGACCGACUCCAGCUCGGGCCUCGCCGUUUACACCAAGAAGCCGACGGCCAACUUCUCCAUCACCCUCGGCUCGACCACCUACACCCUGACCCCGGCGCAGUACCUGGUGCCCACCGCGCAGUACAGCUUCUUCGGGCUGUCGUCCGGCAAGUACUACGCGUGGAUCAACGACGGCGGCAGCAGCGGCGUCAACACCAUCAUCGGACAAAAGUUCCUGGAGAACUACUACUCCGUCUACGACACCACCAACGCCCGCAUCGGCUUCGCCAAGGCUGCCUAA
Messenger RNA from Cordyceps fumosorosea ARSEF 2679, 1179 nucleotides. Its product is annotated as Peptidase aspartic. Gene Ontology annotation, molecular function: aspartic-type endopeptidase activity. Bases 1 to 1179 code for a protein of 392 amino acids. The transcript is spliced from 2 exons. Gene Ontology annotation, biological process: proteolysis. NCBI's taxonomy places the organism in Eukaryota, Fungi, Ascomycota, Sordariomycetes, Hypocreales, Cordycipitaceae. The record is from RefSeq and is a predicted model, not a curated record.